AUGACAAGCCCUCGAUUUCAUCUGCGCGUCUUCGUACGUUUCCGUCUCCAUUCUGCGCCGUUCCUCGUCUUGCCGCUAACACGCAGUUUGCACAGCGUCAUUAAAAGCCCACCGGUUCUUUCACAAACUUUCAAUCUUCAACCAAAUCAUCACCGAUUGCUGAUAGUCCUUCCCGAUGGCCCCCAAACGACCGGAGAUUCAGUUCAGCAAUGUGCCUCUGGCACAACGCGUUACGUCCGUGUCCUCGGACACCAGAUCCCGAAAAGCAUCCAACCACUCCGUUGCGUCGGCGACCGGGAGCCCGAGUCUGCAAAAUGA
Fusarium proliferatum ET1 is the source of this 318-nucleotide messenger RNA. RefSeq lists its product as uncharacterized. The coding region runs from base 1 to 318 and encodes 105 amino acids. The record is from RefSeq and is a predicted model, not a curated record. Lineage: Eukaryota; Fungi; Ascomycota; Sordariomycetes; Hypocreales; Nectriaceae. The transcript has 9 exons.